Molecule: messenger RNA, 768 nt
Organism: Penicillium cinerascens
Lineage: Eukaryota; Fungi; Ascomycota; Eurotiomycetes; Eurotiales; Aspergillaceae
Product: MICOS complex subunit MIC26/MIC27
Exons: 3
Coding region: 1-768 (255 amino acids)
Biological process (GO): cristae formation
Cellular component (GO): mitochondrial crista junction; MICOS complex
Source: RefSeq, a predicted model, not a curated record
AUGUCGUUCCGGCCGAUGUUGAACCAGCGGGCUGUGGCUCCAAUCGCAGCCACCCUCCUCGCUGGAAGCAUGGCUCUGUACCCCAAGCAGACCGCCUUUGCUGAGGAGCCUCGAGAGAGGAAACCCAUUUACGACGACUUCCCAUCUAGCAUCCCCGAACCCUCCAAGCCUACGCCCGCCCCCGAGCCCGAGACUCCGGCUCCCCUGACCCAGACUCUCUCACUGGCGCCGUUGCAAUCAAAGCCCUCUUCGCCGACUCCGACAGACAUCCUAACCGCUCAGAUCCGGCAAGCCCGUCUCUUCCUCUACUCGAACUCCCUUGCUGCGGAGAACGGCUUCAACGACUUCCUGUCCCGGGCCUUGCACAUCGAGAAUGCCUUCACCAACACAGUUGCGUCGCUCGCUCCUGCUCCCGAGUCUGGUGAGCGCCUCACCCCCGGCGGUAUCUACGUCGUCGUUGCCGCCAUGGCCGGCUCCAUCGUAUCACGCAACCGCGGCAUUUUCCUCCGCUCCUUGUCUCCUCUCGCUUUUGGUACAGUUGCUGCCUGGACUCUUCUGCCCGUGACCAUGCGGAAUGUCUCCGAUCUGGCCUGGGAAUACGAGAAGAAGUUCCCCGCCGUUGCGAACCAGCACCUUGCUGCUCGAGAGCGGGCGGAGCACAUCUGGUACACCGGUAUUGCGCACAGCGGUAUGGCUCGCCAGAUGAUGGAGGAUAAGAUCGGCGAGGCCCGGAAGAAGCUGGAGCAGCUGGUCAGCAAGGGUCACUAG